GUACUAUGACGUGUAACAUGUGCGACGCCGACAAACCAAACAGACUCGAUAUCAAGCAGUUAUGGGUCAAAGUCAGAGUGGAGGACAUGGCCCUGGGGGUGGGAAGAAAGAUGACAAGGAUAAGAAAAAGAAAUAUGAACCACCAAUCCCGACCAGGGUUGGAAAGAGGAAAAAGAAGAGUAAGGGACCUGAUGCUGCUAGCAAGCUACCUCUUGUAACUCCCCACACACACUGCAGGCUGAAGCUGCUGAAGCAGGAGAGGAUCAAAGACUACCUUCUGAUGGAGGAGGAGUUCAUCAGGAACCAGGAACAGAUGAAGCCCCUCGAGGAGAAACAGGAGGAGGAGAGGUCAAAGGUCGACGACCUGAGAGGAACCCCCAUGUCAGUGGGAAACCUGGAGGAGAUCAUCGACGACAACCACGCUAUCGUUUCCACCUCCGUUGGCUCCGAGCACUACGUCAGCAUCCUGUCCUUCGUGGAUAAGGACCUGCUGGAGCCGGGCUGCUCGGUUUUGCUGAACCACAAGGUCCAUGCUGUCAUAGGGGUCCUGAUGGACGACACAGAUCCCCUGGUGACGGUGAUGAAGGUGGAGAAGGCCCCGCAGGAGACCUACGCCGACAUUGGUGGACUGGACAACCAGAUCCAGGAAAUUAAGGAGUCUGUGGAACUCCCUCUGACCCACCCGGAGUACUAUGAAGAGAUGGGCAUCAAGCCUCCUAAAGGGGUCAUUCUGUAUGGCGCACCUGGCACAGGGAAAACCCUAUUGGCGAAGGCGGUGGCGAACCAGACAUCAGCGACAUUCCUGCGUGUGGUGGGCUCGGAGCUGAUCCAGAAGUACCUUGGAGACGGUCCCAAGCUGGUCCGAGAGCUGUUCCGGGUGGCCGAGGAACACGCUCCCUCCAUCGUCUUCAUUGACGAGAUUGACGCUAUUGGGACUAAGAGGUAUGACUCUAACUCGGGAGGGGAGCGAGAGAUCCAGAGGACCAUGUUGGAGCUGCUCAACCAGCUGGACGGUUUUGACUCUAGAGGAGAUGUCAAGGUCAUUAUGGCAACAAACAGGAUAGAGACAUUGGACCCUGCACUCAUCAGACCAGGCCGUAUUGACCGUAAGAUAGAAUUCCCCCUGCCAGAUGAAAAGACCAAGCGGAGGAUCUUCCAGAUCCACACCAGCAGGAUGACUGUGGCAGACGAUGUGACCCUGGACGAACUGAUCCUGGCCAAGGACGACCUUUCUGGAGCUGACAUCAAGGCUAUUUGUACAGAGGCAGGGCUGAUGGCUCUGAGAGAACGCCGGAUGAAGGUUACCAACGAGGAUUUCAAGAAGUCCAAGGAGAAUGUUUUGUACAAGAAACAGGAAGGGACCCCGGAGGGACUGUACCUCUAACCACAAGGGCCACACUUACCUCAGCAACCACCCUAUUCUUUAGCUUACUGCUUGAUCUACUAGGAAAGCUUUUCGUAUUUGUUCAUUGUAUCUCUGGACUAGAUAUCGCUAGCUGUUUGCUAUUCAUUAAUGUCGCUGUAAAAUAAAAGUUGGCUUUCUGAACUAA
Molecule: messenger RNA, 1550 nt
Organism: Esox lucius (northern pike)
Lineage: Eukaryota; Metazoa; Chordata; Actinopteri; Esociformes; Esocidae
Product: 26S proteasome regulatory subunit 4
Exons: 11
Coding region: 62-1384 (440 amino acids)
Biological process (GO): proteasome-mediated ubiquitin-dependent protein catabolic process
Cellular component (GO): proteasome regulatory particle, base subcomplex
Molecular function (GO): ATP hydrolysis activity; ATP binding; proteasome-activating activity
Source: RefSeq, a predicted model, not a curated record